UGACCUGAACUCCAUGAGGGAGGGGCCCAAGAGGCCCCCCAGGCCCAGACAGGGCACAUGGUGUGAGAAAGGCAGUGGGGACAGGGCCCAGAGAGAUGAGGGCAGGAGCAGGGAGGGGACAGUCAGGAUGGUGAGGAGAAGCCUGAGACAGAAGCUGCAAACAUGGACUGGGCUGAGCGGCCGGGAGGAGGGGCUCCGGAUAAAGCGGAGCUGUCCUUCCUGUGGCCCAGAGCAUGGGAGUGAAAUGAAGCAGGAGAGAGGGAACUCUAUUUCUUUUCAGUUGUUCCCUGCAGAGCUGGUGGAGCAUAUCAUCUCCUUCCUCCCCGUAAGAGACGCGGUCACCCUGGGCCAGACCUGCCGCUACUUCCACGAAGUGUGCGACACCGAGGGCGUGUGGAGGCGCAUCUGCCGCAGGCUCAGUCCUCAUCUCCGGGAGCAGGGUUCUGGAAUCCGGCCCUGGAAGAGAGCGGCUAUUCUGAACUACACGAAGGGCCUGUAUUUUCAGGCAUUUGGAGGCCGCCGCCGAUGUCUCAGCAAGAGUGUGGCCCCCCUGCUAGCUCAUGGCUACCGCCGCUUCUUGCCCACCAAGGACCACAUCUUCAUCCUCGACUACCUGGGAACCCUCUUCUUCCUCAAAAAUGCCCUGGUCUCCUCCACCCUCGGCCAGAUCCAGUGGAAGCGGGCAUGCCGCUAUGUCGUGCUGUGUCGUGGAGCCAAAGAUUUCGCCUCUGACCCAAGAUGUGACACGGUUUAUCGUAAAUACCUCUACGUCUUGGCCACUCGGGAGCAGUCCGGAGUGGCAGGCACCACCGGCAGCCGCGUCUGUGACUGUGUGGAGGUCUACCUGCAGUCCAGCGGGCAGCGGGUCUUCAAGAUGACCUUCCACCACUCCAUGAGCUUCAAACAGAUUUCGUUGCUUGGGCAGGAGACCCAACGGGCUCUGCUGCUCCUCACAGAGGAAGGAAAGAUCUACUCUUUGGUAGUGAAUGAGACGCAGCUGGACCAGCCACGCUCCUACACGGUUCAGCUGGCCCUCAGGAAGGUGUCCUGCUGCCUGCCUCACCUGCGCGUGACCUGCAUGGCUUCCAACCAGAGCAGUGCCCUCUACAUCACAGACCAGGGGGGAGUGUAUUUUGAGGUGCAUACCCCAGGGGUGUAUCGUGACCUCUUUGGGACCCUUCAAGCCUUUGACCCCCUGGACCAGCAGAUGCCGCUUGCGCUUUCCCUGCCUGCCAAGGUCCUAUUCUGUGCUCUUGGCUACAAUCACUUCGGUCUGGUGGAUGAAUUUGGCCGAAUCUUCAUGCAGGGGAAUAACAGAUAUGGGCAGCUAGGAACAGGGGACAAAAUGGACCGAGGGGAACCCACACUGGUACCUUAUCUGCAACGCCCCAUUGCCCUGUGGUGUGGCCUCAACCAUUCCCUGGUGCUAAGCCAGGACUCCGACUUCAGCAAGGAGCUGCUGGGCUGUGGCUGUGGGGCAGGCGGCCGCCUCCCUGGCUGGCCUAAGGGGAGCGCCUCCUUCGUCAAGCUCCACGUCAAGGUGCCUCUAUGUGCCUGCUCCCUCUGCUCUACUAGAGAGUGCCUCUACAUGCUGUCCAGCCAUGACAUCGAGCACUGCUACGUCUACCGGGAUCUGCCAGCCACCUGGGCAGUGCAGAAUCUGGAGCCCAGCCUGGCAGCUGGAGCCUCCCAGGACCCUGGGCGGGCAGCCCAGGCCUGCGAGGAGUAUCUCAGCCAGAUCCACAGUUGCCGCACGUUGCAGGACCGCAUGGAGAAGAUGAAGGAGAUUGUGGGCAGGAUGCCCUUGGUGGCCGCACAGAAGGAUUUCUUCUGGCAGGCGCUGAACAUGCUGCAGAGGGCUGCUGGGGGGAUUGGCCCAGGCCCCUCAGCCCCUGAAAGCUGACCCCUCUCCUGGCCUCACCCCUAGUGGGACAGUGGCCCUAGGUCAGGGGUGGCAGUGAACACUGUGUAUGCACAUGGGGAGGGGCCACGGGGGGACGGGAACAGCCAGACCUGGUAGGAUAAGGUAAAGAAUGAACGCUUUUGUAAAAUAGUUAGGGGGCUGCCCAGAUGGAGCCCCCAACGUGAUAUCAUGGACAAGAGAUUUGAUGGAUAAACAGAAUAAAAGGUUGAAAUAAG
Messenger RNA from Chinchilla lanigera (long-tailed chinchilla), 2139 nucleotides. It is a transcript of the gene Fbxo24, whose product is annotated as F-box protein 24. NCBI's taxonomy places the organism in Eukaryota, Metazoa, Chordata, Mammalia, Rodentia, Chinchillidae. The record is from RefSeq and is a predicted model, not a curated record. Gene Ontology annotation, molecular function: protein binding. The transcript is spliced from 10 exons. The coding region runs from base 14 to 1903 and encodes 629 amino acids.